Molecule: messenger RNA, 856 nt
Organism: Puntigrus tetrazona (Sumatra barb)
Lineage: Eukaryota; Metazoa; Chordata; Actinopteri; Cypriniformes; Cyprinidae
Product: macrophage mannose receptor 1-like
Exons: 2
Coding region: 3-806 (267 amino acids)
Source: RefSeq, a predicted model, not a curated record
AGAUGAAGAUGAAGACGACACUCGCUCUGCUCUUAGUCAUGGAGCUCUAUGGACUCUCCUCCGGUCUCAUUAAACGACAUUUCUUCGUGAAAGACAAGAUGACAUGGGAUUCUGCGAGCAAGUACUGCAAAACUUACUUUCAAGACCUCUCCACUUUCACCGAUGAGAACGAGGAACAGCAGUUUUUGGAAGAUGCAGCUCAUCAACCUUCUGACGCCUGGGUUGGACUCUACAGAGAAUCAGGAGUUUGGACUUGGUCGGGAGGUGUGAAUGCGACGUAUAUUAACUGGGAUACAAGUAAUGAACAACCUGAAAAUGGUGACUGUGCUUUUCUACACAAAGGCCAUAAGAAACUACAUGACAUAGACUGCGAUGAUAAAUACUCCUUUUUCUGUAUGAACAUAUCAGAUUUUGUUCUUGUGCUGCAGAAUGAGACCUGGGAAGAAGCUCUGGAAUACUGCCGAAAACAAUAUAAUGAUCUGGCAAGUCUGAGUUCACUUAACAUGAUGGAUUCUGCUUCAGGGAAAAGCACACUGGCUGAAACCGAAUAUGUGUGGACUGGUCUGCGUUUUCUAGCAGGAGACUGGUUCUGGGUCAAUGGAGAUGAUCUUGACUACACAGCCUGGUAUCAGAACGAACAGCCCCAGUGUCCUGCAGGAGACCUUCGCUGUGGAGCCCUGGACAAGAAAACAAAGCUUUGGACAAACAGAAACUGUGAGGAGAAGCUCAGCUUCUUUUGUUCUACACCGGCUGUAAAAGUUCAACAGCAACAAGCACAAAAACAAGAAGAAGAAAGCAUUUGGUAGAUGUCCCCCACCACAUAAUGUGUGUAAAUCCAGCGGAUCUGUUUCCAAAA